Molecule: messenger RNA, 34598 nt
Organism: Xyrichtys novacula (pearly razorfish)
Lineage: Eukaryota; Metazoa; Chordata; Actinopteri; Labriformes; Labridae
Source: the annotation of a GenBank genome assembly
CUUCUUUUCAAAAUCAAACAGUCUGUGUUUCAGGUGGAUCGUAUUUCACACCAUGCAAACAGGUGGGGAUGAACAAGUGAAGGGUUUUUCGACAGCAUUUCACCCCAUUCUGGAUCGAAGCCACUCCGGAUGCCACGGAAAUUGGGGGUAAGAGUGUUUAAGUCCUGCUAAGUCUAUAAUGCUAAAAUGCUAUAUUUCAAUUUAACAAAAUGUGACUGGUUUACCCCUUUUGAGGACAAAGUUGGCACAAAAAUUAACUACUUUGGAAGAGUUAUAAACCUGUUUUGAGUUGAUUUUAAGACGAGCAUUAAGAAUAAAAACAAGAUUAGCUAGAAAGGAAGUGUUUUCUCAUCCAGACUUGUCGAGCCUGGAAUCAACAAGACAACAAGCAUUUUCACCUCCACUUUCAGCUCAAAAUGUUUCUCCCAUUGUUAGCUGUGGCAUCAGGUUUACCACGUAAGAGUCAUUCAGCUUUGUAUAAGACUGGACACAAAGAGGAGUGUCCCUGAGGCUAUUCAAUGUCAAUGUAAAGAAUACUUUACAUUGUGAAGUAUAACAUGCUGUCCUGCAGGGAGAAAAAACAUCCUCAUCUCCCCUGGAAUAAAUAAUAAUACUUAGCUUCCAGGCAGACUGAAGCAAACAGUGCAGAUGAUUUGAGAAGCCUGCCAAGCAGCAGAACAAUAUGGCGGGACAUUCGGCUGAGCACCACAAUGACACUGAGCCCUGCAAACAGCCCAACGUCAUUACAUACAGUAGCUUUUAGACAGCUUUAAGGAUGCUCUGCAAUAAGCAUGGGUGGCAGGGAAGCAAAGCUGCUGCACAGUGGCAGCCAGACAAGAAGCUGUUUAUCCUUUCAGGCAGCAAAGUGGCUUGACAUGUCAUUUCUGCUGCCCAGUGCACUGCCCCAGCAUGCUUUGCAGCCUGGAAAUGUCGUGACCAUUAUCUGGUAUUGUAUAAGCUUUGCAGAAGCUGUCAGCUGCAACACAUGUCUCGGAUGUAUGAUUGUGAGAGUGACUGUCAGGCAUAUGGAGUUUCAGGGGUUUAGGAAUGCAGUGUGACUGCGGGUGUCGAAAUUGAUUCAUUCAAUGUUUUUAAGGCAGUUUUUUUUCUCUCUCUGUGAAAAAAAUUCUAAUUCUAUUUUAAAAUAAAACACUGCAAAUGAUAUUACAUAAAAAUAAUCACUUACAAAAAUAAAAAUAAAUACCUGCCAUAACCGUUUGGCUGAGGAUCUACUGCGAGAAAAAUAUGUUAAAAAUAAUUACAUGGCUACUUUUUUCUUGGCUGUUGCUCCUGGUCUUGCAGGAACACAUUGCUACACACACAGGCACCGGUUGCCAUGACAACCCCUCUGUUGUUAAAAUGAUUUAUAAUAUAUUGAGCACUAUUGGAUACUAAUGCAAACCACCAAAAUACAGUAUGCCUCCUGUUUACCCUGAAGUUCUUUUUUUUUUUUUUUAUACACUGACAUUAAUGAAAGACUCGGUCGGUAAACGUGACAAUAAUGUAAUUAAUAUACGCUUCGUUUUUAGCCAGAGCGGUGGCCUUGCAUUGAAAUUCAUGUGUUUAUCACUUUAAAAUACACAAUGCAUUCACCAGCUCAUUAAUAAUAGUUGCGCACAGCUUUGGGCACGGAGCUGCAAGUGUCUGAGUAAUUGAUUUUGCAACAAAAGCAGAGAAAGUAUUUUAAUAAAGCAUAAUUACAGCAUAUUCUGCACAUGAUAAAAAAUGACCAGUCGUUUAUAAUGCAUUAUAUGCUGGUGUAUUAUUGACCACAAAAAGAGGAGUUUUCUGUCUCUGAGGAUGUAAAAAAAAACAAAAAACCUUGCCUCAGUUCGCUUUUGUCUUACAUAAUUCAUCGACUGUUGACCCUUUGUGCAGAAGUCAGAGAUGUCCAUUAAAAUCAGUAAUUAGCUUGUCAAUUCUUGUCUAAUAAGAAUUGUAAAUGCAGUUUUUCUAAGCGCCUGCUUCGGCGUUAUGAGGGGGUUUUAUAUUGUGUUGAGUCUGGUGACCCUGCUGGAUAAAUUUGAUAGUUUUUUUUCAACCCCUGAUGAAAUCAUGUGUAGAUAAAUGUUCAUCAAAGACCUUUUUUCCAUUACAAAUAAUAUAUUUAAGAAGAAAUCACUGCUAAUAAAACGUACAUGUUUUUGGUCAUUUCAUAUCCUUACUUUCUGCAUCUGAUCACUCACUCAAAAUUAAAGGAGUGCAUUCAAGCUGAGUUUGAUGACAACUGCUCUGCAGGUGUGAAUCCUCUCUGUCUUCAUGCCUUUUACUCAGUUUUAUUCAUGAACUUUUAUUGAUGCACGUCGGUGAUGAAGACACAAUUUAUGUAUGAACGUGAUCUUAAGUUUGUCAAUGACUAACAGGUGACUGCAGGUUAAUAUUUGCAGUUAGUGGUUUUUGCUGCUACUAACAUAAACAGCUCAAAACCUUGAUUUAUCCAAGUUCAGAGGUAUAUAAGACGUCAUAUUUAGUAAAAAACAGGUGAUCAUCCACAUUCAGAUUACUUGUUCUAAUAAUUAAACAUUCAAAAUUGGAUUUUGUGUCCUGCUGAUGAGAUUUUCUAAAAGAUUAGACACUAAAAAGCAUUUUAAAAACUGCAGGGAGGAGGCAGGUCUAAUAAAAGUGUGGGUGUCAGAGGUGGACUUAGGGUGUAGCUCAGGGGUGCCCCCGCCCCUUUAAAAUCUUGAUUAUACAUUCCAAAUCCUAAACUAUAAUUGGCUCAUUGCCCUAUUAUGGAAAUUAUGUUACAAUCAACUAGUUUUGCUUUUGGCUGUAAAUAACAUUUUUUGUGAGUAUUUGAAAUUGCGACAAUAUCCUUUUUUGAGCACUUAAAGAUUUAAGAUGAUGAAGAUUAUCUCAUAUAUUGCUGCUGUGUUGUGUUACUUUAAAACAAGCUGGUAUUUAUAUAUAUGAUAUAUUUUUAAGUUAUCCAAUAUCACUGGAUGGCAAUGUAAAAAUAAUUUAGGUGUUAAUUUAUUUAGUGGAGGCCUCUAUCUCAUUGUUGUUUGUUAUAAUUUAUCGACACUAUGAGGGACUUGAUUUCGACACUCCGAGAAUGGAGAGGUGACUUGAAGGUGCGAAAAGUGAUGUGUCCCCAUCUAUAAAGGUGUUCAACACAUAGCAAAUUGCUAGCAUGCUGGUUUUUCAGUACACAGAGGAAGGUCAUAUGCGCUCAAUGGGUGUUUUGAUGUAAGUGUUCAGUUCCAUGAAACCCAUUUUCCACUGUAUUGAUUCUGCCCCCUGCAUCACGCACAGCCGGUAAAGGAACUUUCAAUACAUCCUACCAGCACCAGCAGGGCUGAAAUAAGCCUCAACUGUGACUUAUAAAACAUGUAUUCACACACUUUUGACCACAAGGGGGCAGCAGGAACAAGGCAUCAACACAACAUGGCCUUACUUUCAAGGUACUGCCACCUUUUUAAACACAUUUGGAAAACUUGUGAACCAUCUGGAGAGUGUGGGUUCAAUAUUCACUCUGAUUCCUGAGGGAAAUAUCUGCCUCUUUGAAAGCUGAAUGCAACACCGUGUUCUCCAGCUGCUGUUAAACUGCCGUUUGAUGCUGAACAGGUAAUGAGCAAUACAGCCAGAGAUUUGUUUUUGUUAUUUUCCUUAAAACAGCCGCCUGCUGGGGCUGAAGCAACACCAAGAGAGCGGUUACAGAGGAACAAAUCGCUGAAAUUGGGCAAAUAAACGCUGGGAUCAUACUCACAAUAAAGCUCUGUAAAACAAAGAGGACGUACUUCUUAGUUUUUUUAACUGAAGCUGUAAGCAAGGGACAGAAAUUUAUGUAGGAUAUGAUAUGGAGUCUCUGAGUUGUCAAAGUAAUGUUUUAAUUGACAGUGUUGCAAUCAUCUGAAAGUGGGUGGGAGUACCUUCCUUGAUAGACAGACUACUGUAACCAAUCAAUGUAACCAAGCAUCUGACAUCAUCACAGAUGCUUGGUUACGGUGAUUGGUUACAGUAGUACAUGGACCAAUCAGGGGCUGCCUUCCCCUGUUGUCCGGGUAAAAGUGAAAACACGGUCUUUGAUUCGCCCGGUUAUUUUCUGAUCGGGCAUACACGCUCUCUAUGGGCCGAAGUCCAGACUGUUGUGGGAAGGAACGUCAAGUGAUUCACACAACAGGAUGGCACAGCCAAGCUAGGGAGCACUUAGUAUUGCCACCCCAGCCUGGCACCUCUCACCAGUGGCAACUCCAGAGUAGAAGAGAGUCCAGCCCCUCUCAAGAGAACUGGUUCCAGGGCCCACGCUAUGUGUUGAGGUGAAUCCAACUAUAUCUAGACUGAACUUCUCCACUUCGCACACCAGCUCAGGCUCCUUCCCUGCCAUGGAGAUGACAUUCCACAUCCAUAGAACUAGCCUCUACAGCCAAGGAUCAGACCGCCAAGGCCUCCGCCUUUGGCCGCUGCCCAUCUCACAAUGCCCAUCCCAUGGGUGGUGCCCAUGGGAAGGGUCACCCCACCCCCAGGCCUGGCUCCGGGGGGGGGGGUAACCCACGUCAGGGUUAGGGGAAACUUGGUGCCAAAUAGUUUGUCCACCAUAAGGGGUCAGUUUGAGCUACUCUUAGUCUGGUCCCUCCCCCAGAGCCUGUUUGCCAGAGGCAUUAAGCCCGAAACAACAUAGCUCCUGGGAUCAUUGGGACACACAAACCCCUCCACCACGGUAAGGUGGUAUCUUGAGGAGGGGAAUAAAAACCCUCCAUGGGAGGGAAAAACCACAAGGUUUUUUUUUUUUUUUUUUUGCAAAAAGCCUUUUUUGGGGUGUUCAAAGAUUUUGAACAUGUGAUCAAGGGAACCUGUGUUUUCACUAGUGUUUAUGUGAAAAGUGAUAAAAUCGGAGAGUGUAUGUGCCCAGAUACUAAAUAUAGUAUGUUAACAGAAAUGGCUGUAUUUAAAAAAACUACAAGGACUUAUAUCAAAUACUUUGUACCGUUGGAUUCAGAACAAGUUAAAUUUUAAUAAUAUGUGCUUUCAUCCAGAGUAACACCAUCAUGUAAUAUGAUAACUUAAUGGUAAAAAGUUAGUCAACUUCGUGUACUAAGUAAAGCAUAAUGCAUUUGUCAAAUAGAUUUUUUUUUGUACGUGUGUGUAGCCACAUGUCUUGACAGUAUCCAUAGCAAAUUUUGUGUUGCUAUUUCUAGCAGAAAAAAAUCAGUGGGGUUUUUCCUUAACAUACUAUAUUCAGUAUCUGGGCAUGUAUGGGUUAAGAUCGGGCCAUUUAAAGCAAAUUAUCAAGCCAAUGCAUUGUUGUGAGAGUUCACUGCGGAGAAAAUUCCCAGCGCAUAACCCUGCGGGUGGAUGAACAAGUAUAUGUUAUGAACAGGACUCAGUGCCAAACAUGGUGUAGAAUAGUAGCCGCCCUUGUCAGGUGCCUUCGGGUUGACCUUCCAGUAUAUUAAAUGUGGAACAAGUUCCCCCUAGAUACCCUCCAAAUGGAUUAUGUGAAAAGUAGUGCCCUCUGAAUGCCUAUCCACAAAAAAAAAAAAAAAAAGAAAAAAAAAAAUGGAAAAAGUGCCGCUUAGAUGCCUUUAAGAGAAAAACAUGAAAAACUGCCCUCAGGAUGUCCUUCCACUAAAAGAGACAUACAAAAAAAUUCCCACUGGAUGCCCUACAAUGAAAAAAAAUGGAAAUGCACCAUCUGGAUCCUCUUCCACUGACAAAAAAAAAACAUGACCAAAAUGCUCUUUGGAUGUCCCAACAGUGAAAUAUCAUGUAAAAAUACCAUUGGGUUGCCCUUUCAGUGUAAAAGAUAGGGUUUAAACCCUUUGGAUGCCCUUUCAGUUAAAUUAAAAAUGUGAAAAAGAGCCUUCUGGAUGCUACCAAAGUUAGAAAAAGCUAGAAAAAAUACCCUAGAUGUCCCUCCAGUGGAAUAAAACAACUGAAAUACUCUCAGGGAAAAGGACACAUGGUCAGCAAGCUAUUAAAUAGUAGUUUUGGCACUGUGGGCAGGUACCAAGUCCUGCUGGAAAGGGAUUCAGUAUCCUGUCAGACACAGUGAGCCAACACCAAAAGAUCACGGGUCACUUCAAACCAUCACGAACUGCAGAGACUUCACAAUGCGCUUACAGCAUCUCAGAUUAUGUACCUUUCUACUUUCUACAUCAAGACUCAUAGACCUUCAUUUCCAACUAAAGAGCAAAAUUAAAGCUUAAAAAAUGACUCAGAACCACUGUGCAUGAUUGAAGCCUCUUGAACAUGAACAGCAGGUUUGUACUGCAAAAGAGAACUUAAAGUAGCUGCAGAAAAGAGGCUAAUGGUACGAGGGGGGCUUUUUUACCUUACAUCCUACUGCAGGAACCAUAGAAAUGCAGGAAAUUAUACUUUUAUGCUAUCGUACUUUUCUUUUAAAACACAUGGGCGUUUCCUGGACUCUAAAUGAGUUUUGGGAAUAAAAAACAUCCUGACAUAGAACCAGAAAAAGUCUGUAGUGCUCUGUUUCUUUAAUCAGGAUAAUGCCUUUAAUUUCAUAGCUUGGUCAUGGUCAGGGUCAGACCUUGACGAAUUUUCCUUGUUUGAGGGGGGAAAAAAAUCUGCCUCAGGGUUUCUUUGUGAUUCAAUGGCUGCACAUGUUUGUUAAUUCGUGUCACUAGCCUUUUUUUAUUUGUUUUUUAUUACCAAUCAAGACAGCGCGACUCAUGUCAGGUCGUUCUAUUGGCCGAACAACGCACGGCUGCUAUUGACUCGUCAUAUUAAGCAAGCAUGCUGUCUUUAAAAUGCUGCAGUAAUGGAUCAGGCUGUGACCCCUCUCAUGAGUAUUCGCUGCUUUGCAUUUCUACAUGUUGCUGUUAAGCAUAGCAAGCAUGUGUAAUAGGCUGUAUGAAACAUAAUUAAUUACCUCCCAUAUGAGUGCUACAUAUUAAACAUGCACUAUACGGCUGCAGCAUAUGCCUGUGUGUGUGUGACUGUUUUCUGAUCACAGUUCGCUCUGCAUAAGAAUGCAUUGCAAAUAGUUGUCUGCAUGUUACAUGAGUAGUGUGCAGCCUUGGGGAAAAUAACGGGAAUUAGAUGGUCUUUUGCUUUUCUACAUAUAGUAAAAUGCUCCUGGCAAACGCGGUUAUAGAUGGAAAUUGAUUCAACAUCAACACAAACGCUGAGAUUCUUCGCGUCAUUGCAUAAACGUCUUUGUCGCAUUCUUUUUUCGCUCCUGUAGGUGAAAUUAAUUAUGUCUGACAAGCAGGAAUGAUGCUAAAGGAAAUGUGUGAAUGCGGUUUUCUUAAUUCUACAUGCAACAGUUACAGAGAUGAUUAUUGUUGGUUUAUUUUGAGGUUUAUUAUGAAAAGACAGGAGAGGUGGAGGAAGUGUUAAUCACAAACAGCAGGAAGCAGCUCUGAGUGAAACACACAUAUAAUAUAUAUACUGUAUAUUUAUAAUCUUCCUCCACAGAGAGCACACACUGCACAGCACUAUAGAGGCUUUAUUAGCCCAUGCUUUAAGCUCUCAGAGACAUUACUGUACUAUAUAUGCAUGGAUCAGAUCUGAACAUAUGUGCUCUUGCAUACUGAAUAAGCUGGAAGAGAUUCAACUUUUAUUUUUACCGCUCUUACUCACACUUUUCAUCUUCAGCUUAUAAUAUAUGACAGAGUCUUCUCAUUCAGUCAAGCUAUUUAUUUUUUCACAUCAUCUAAAUAAUCCAAAAUAUCCAAACAGACCCACUCGGCUCUCUCACAGCGACUGGAUCAAGGAUUACUACACAAUUUCAUCCUCACUUUUGUGUCUUAUAGUCUCUGUAAAUUAAAUCUUAACAUUUACUUCUCUAUUUUAAACAAAUGGAGAGGAUCCUUAGAUCAUUUAAGGGCUGCUUUUAUAAAAUAUCUGACUGUAGAUUCAAUCAAUCACAUUUAAUUUAUAAUGUUUCUGUCUGCGUUGCGAGCCCUAAUUGCCUCAAACUGUCAGAUUAGGCAAAACGAAAAUUUAAAUUGAAGAGUAAGUGAUGUUGUUCAGAUAAAAUAGAGAAUUUGUGGUUGAAAAUGUAGCAGCAAGACGUUCAUUUUGAUAAUAAGUAAAGUGAUUGUUUUAUAUAAACAAUGCUGUUGCUCAGAAAGUCAAUCAAGUCAAUAGACAUUACAGUUUGUACACUAUUCAAUUAGAACACGCUAUAGGAAACAGAAAGUUUAAAUAGGAUAUAGUACCAUAUUGUACAGGAUGUAAUACAACGUCAUAUCAUAUUAGAUAUCAAACCAAUGAAAAGGACAGAAUGGGAGGGAAACAGUAUAUCAGGAUAAAGAAUAAUGUGGGCGCCCCAUGUAUGGAGGAUUUUGUCCUUGUUGCAGCAGAAACUGGUUUAAGCCUCCACCCCACAUUUCCUGUCUCUCUUCACCUGCCGUAUCCAAUAAAGGCGAAAAAGCAUCAAAAAAUAUUAAAAUAUAAGUAUAGUAUACUAUAUCUUUAAAUAUAUAAAUAUAACCCUCCUACAUUACCAUCCCAGUCGGUUACCCUGCUCAAUCUGGCAGAGUCAACAUGCUAGCUACUCUGGCUCUCACAGGGGAGGGAGACAAGGGCAGACUUCCUAUCAAAUGAGUAUUGUUAGUGAUAAGCCUACAAUCUUAUGAAAAAAAAUCCUGAUUUGUAGCCUAGUCUUUUCAGCAGUUAACAAGUCACACAACAGUGAGGGCAAAUCAGCAAACAGCUUUCAACCUCUGAAUACAAAAGAAGUCAUUAGACUUAUGACUAAGCUUGAAUCAUCAGGUGUUUCUAUCCAGCUCUCCCUUACCUGCACACACAGCUAGCAGCCUUACCAGGAAUCAGACAAAGAGGGCAUAAUUGCCAACACCUGGCCUUAUAAAGGUAGGAAGCAUUACCUGGCCCUACCCACAGAGGGCAGUGUUUUUCACUUUUGUUUCAGCCCUCACAAAAGUAUAAUAUAUAAUUCAAAUAUGAUGCAGAAUAUUAGGGUUGGAUAUGAUUUGAUCCAUACACUGUAUAUACUAUGGAAAACUUGGUUUCGCCUUCUGCCAGUGAUAGAUUUGAAGCCAAAAACCUCUUGGUAUUUCCAGGUUUUUUCUCCACUUCCCGAAACCAACAUUGAGCAGUAGUGUUGUACACAUUCGGCAGGAGAGUCGCUGUGAUGACGCUCGGCUCAAACAGUGUACCCCCCGGGAGAGCUAUGCAAUCUUUGUACAACGAUAGGCUGUAUGAAGUGUCAAUCAUAGAAAACAUGAACCCCCUAAUAACUUUUAAAAAUGGAGCUGCACAGAAAAUAGAGGACUUGAGCACAAACCAGUCUUACAGUGACAACACGUCAACAUCGCAACCAGGAGGGAGAAAAAUAUAUAUUAUGUGUAAUCAAUUUCUCAUUUCUAAACCCAGCCUUAUAAAGAUUGCUGAGGGAGGCGGGAUUUAUGACCUAUACUGCAGCCCGUCACCACAGGGUGCUGUUUUCGCGGAGGCUUCAUCCAGCAAGGAGACAGACAGCGUCCAUUUUAUAUACAGUCUAUAAUUUGAUCCUAUAGGAUGGACACUGUGUGAUAAAAUGAUACAAUCAGAUGAAAUACAGUAUGUUACAGUAUGUCUUCAUAUUAUACAAUAAUUCAACAUCAUACAUGAAACAGUAGUUGUGUUUACAUGGGCACAAAUUGGAAUAGAUGCCAGAUCGGAAUAAAAAUGCGUCAUGUAAACAUGUUGAUCGGAAGAUUCUGAUCCAAUUUGGCUCAGCCAGAAAGAAACACUUAUUCACUGAUAGUAACUCUCUAACUUGACUCACUCUUGACUCUUUAGCCUUUAAGACCAGUACAGGAGGUUUCAUUAUGAACACUGCGGCAUAAAACACAACCGCAGGUACCAUGUCUGCUCCUCCGAUAAAUUUGGGGGACAUAAAGUGUAAUGAUGUCACAUCUCCACGCACAGUGCAACCUUUGACAGAACAGUAAAAUAAGUACGAAAGGGCGCCAUCUAGUGAAAACUAUUGACAGGGGAAAACUCCUGAAUUGGAUGGAGAGAGCCAUGACUGUGUUUGUUGGUUUGUUGACAGCACAGUCAGAAAUACAACUCUUCUUCUGCGGUUGUUUUAGCGAAAUUAGACAACUCUGCGCAUGUCCAAAUGCUUCUAGCUUGAUGCAUGUAUACGCACAUCAUGAUCAGAUUAUUUGAUUUUGUGCCCGUAGAAUGAGUGGAUUCAGAUUUUCCGAUCCCUAAAAUUUUUAAUCAAUCCAGAAAUUUCGCACAUGUAAACAUGGAUAGUGUUUUAGUCCCUGAGGAAAUUUGUCUUAAACUGCUUCUCAGCCUGUGGUGAGCUAUCUACACUGACAGAACAGCAAGUGCCCAUGACAUCCACAAAUGCUGCAUCCAUGUUACCCAUGAUGCACUGCGCAACCCUAACAGCCUUGAGAAACUUCAUCCAAACAUCUGGUUGAAGUCCGCACCAAUGAGUUAUUUAUAGAGGCUGUAUUUGCGUCAGCAUACUUCGUGCGGUUUGUCAGAUGUUAAAACUGAGGGUGGUCAGGUGGCGCCUGGCUGUAAAAUAUAACUAUUCAAAGAGUGGUACAACAUUAGAGAAGUUUGACAACCCCCCGCUGGAGGAGAAACAUAACCAUUGUACUACUCACUAAAAUAAGAGAUAAUGUGCUCUCUCAUUAUCGUACAUUUCCUUCCCCAGCCUCUGCUCGUCUAUAAUUUACACCUAUGGGCAGCGCAGUUACAUUUUCACUUUUUUUAAUCAUAUUCCACAGGAGUGUAACUGCAGCAUAUAUAGACACGGCUGAUUGGUGAUAUUACCAGAUACCUGUAUGUUUUAGAUUCUGAGUGCCACACUAAUAUGACAGCAGGAAUACUGAUUAGCUAGAUCCAGGGAUGUAAGCUUGACAUUGAUGUUAUGCUAAUGCAGUGCCACUCUCCCCACUGUGUCCACACACACUGAGCACCUUCCAGUGUGAGCCGUGAAUUUUCAUACAAUCCUCAGAUAAUAGAAGCUCAUUUCAUUCAGAGAAGGCGCUGAAGAACACCAGGCGUAAUUACAUCAAUGUAAAUAAUAAGCUUACACCUAUUCGUCUUUGUCUCUUACCUUUUGUCUCGCACGCCGCAGCCCCACACCGCCCCUAACCAGAAACCCCAUUACACGUUGUUUUACACAGAACAAUAUAUGACCUUUGAUUUUGUACACAGAGCAAAGCAUAAUGUAUUAUGAAGCCAGCUCAGGAAUAUAAAAUAUGAAUCAUCUGCGUGUGUGUUUAAUUUUUAAAGUGCAAAGAGGAGAUUAAAGCUGCCCCGGCUGUUGUUGGUGUCUGCGGGUCAAUAUUGAAGACACAAACAACUGUAAUCACUGUGACAGAAGCCUCAACGGGGGUAACCAGAGCGAGCAUCACUGUGAUUUUAUUUUAGAAAUCAAUUUAUUUUGCAAGCAUGAGGCAUCAGUGAAACAAACCAAGUGCUUUAGUGGAAGUGACAGCCUGCUGGUUUGGACUCGUGGUGUGUUAUGUCCUGAUGGAAAAAGGUGAGCAAGUGUGUGCAGACUUUUCUGGGUAAGCUAACGUGUCUUUAAAGGGAUCUUUUUCUCUGGGUGAACACUUUGAAUGCUAUUUAUCAAGGCACUCUUGGAUUUUGAAAUGUCAGCUUUUAUAAAUGAUAAACUUGAACAUACUUGGAUUUUCUGAAGCAACUCGUUUUUUUAGAGUUGUUUAAACUGAAACUUCAAGUCCAACUGGUCUGAAACAGUCAGAACCGAGCUUCCUCUUCUUGGCCCUUUGGCCCCUUCUGUCAAAUCACAUGUUAAAAAUCUUGGUGUCAUCUUAGACUCAGGAUUAAAGUUUGACAAACAAAUAAAUCAGGUCGUAAAAUCAAGUUUCAUCCAGCUCCGCAUCGUCUCAAAAAUCAGAUAAUAUCUUACCACUUCUGACCUGGAGAAAGUCAUUCAUGCCUUCGUAUCCUCCCGCCUCAACUAUUGUAAUGCAUUAUAUUUUGGUAUCACUCAGUCUCGUUUAUCUCGUCUCCAACUAAUUCAAAAUGCAGCAGCCAGAGUUUUAACCAGAACUAAGAAGAGGGAACACAUUACUCCCAUUCUUGCCUCCCUUCACUGGCUGCCUGUUAGCUACAGGAUUGAGUUUAAAACCCUGUUGUUUGUCUACAAAAUGUUGAAUGGUCUUGCCCCCUCUUACGUCACAGAACUCUUGUCCCCAUAUCACAUAAUGAGAGAACUACGAUCAUCUGACCAAAGACUACUGUCAGUCCCAUGAUCCAGGACUAAGUGUUACGGGGACAGGACUUUCUCUAUCGCGGCCUCAAAACUGUGGAAUUCUCUCCCACCCACCAUCAGAUUCUCCCCCAACACUGAGAUUUUUAAGACUCAACUUACAACCCACUUACUCCCUAGCUUUUAACCGUCCCUAAUUUUUAUAGCUCAGCCAUUUCCCAUGUAGGCUCUGUGAGCUCUGGAGGUCGGUAGAUCUGUGUUGUCUUUAUCAUUGUUAUUAUUAUUACUGCUGCUAUUGUUAUUAUUAUUAUUACUGUUAUUUAUUAUAACUAUUAUGAAUGAUGAUGAUAGUGAUGGAAUUUAAAAUAUAUUUUCAUUGCUAUCGUUAUUAUAAAUGUCACUCAGUCUGCUCUUCUUCAUCGUCUGUUUGUUCUCUUCCUUUGUUUUGUUUUUUUCCUCUGUGUUGUUGUAAAGCACUUUGGAUCAACUCUGUUGUGUGUAAAGUGCUAUAUAAAUAAAGUUGAGUUGAGUUCAUUUAUACACACGGCUCAACACAGGAUCAAAAAGUUUUACUCUGACUUACUCUUGCAGAGCUAGCUCCACCAGCCUAAGGUUCUCCUUUAAGAAGGGUGACCAUAUUCUGAAUCCCCCAAAAGAGGACACUACUACGCGGGGCAGAGUUGCACGCAACAUUUAAGUUUUUGGGGGUCUGGUCAAGUAUUUUUUACGUGCAUUUUACGACAUGUCUGGGUUAAAGAAGACGUAUGGUCACCCUACCUUUAAGGCUAACAAUACUUACCACACUACGAGAAACUUCCUGUUACCUGUGCUAGUUUCAGCAGCAGCUAUAGCUACAGCUAGUGGCAGGAGGCUACACUUGAUGAUUGGCAUUAUGGGCCCACAAUAAUCAAUAACAAAAAUAGUUAAUAGGUUAAUUAGGCUAUUUAAUAUCGUGCCAACUUCUGAGAGUGACAGCUCUGGUUAUUUAUUUCUCUAUAUAUUCACAUUUAUGACACAUUGGUACCAUUAAAAAGUUCACUUAAAGCUCCUGUGAGGAACUUUCUGUUUGUGUGAAUUUUGGCGCCCCCUGUGGACAAAGCAUCACAUGCUAAUUUUCACAGCUUCAAGUUUGAAUCGAACAUCAUCCUGCUGACUUUUAAAACACAAAAACACAUCCUGGAGCAGCACCGGGAGUUAAUUUUCAUCAGACCUCUUCACAGAAGAAGUUAAAACUAUUUUUAUGAAAUAAUCUUUUGGGUAAUUUCAAAAACUUUACUCUGGUUCUGUUAAGGACAAUCCCUUCUUCAGUUCAUUUUAACACAAGGCUGAGCUCUGACAAGAAGCAACCAAAAGUUUUUCAGGGGGGUCAUGUUCCUGACAAGUAUCACAUGUUACAAAAACAUAAAACUUACACUAAAUACAAGUAUUUUUGAAAAGUAAAAAGUAAACUGAACUAAAAAUCCAGCAUCAAAAAUUAAUCUAAUGUAAAUCAAAACAAAAAAAACCCCAAAAGAAAUACAUAUAACUUUCAUUAAAAAUUUAAAAACUUUAUUAGAGAGGGCUUAAAACCUAAAAAGUGUAGUAAGUUAGAGAGAAAGUCAGCUUAGAAAUUUAAAAUUUUGAGAAGAAUUCAAAAGUCCGCUUUCCCCCGAGAAAAAGUCGGAAAUCUAAAAAUAAAGAACCUGAUUUAAAGCUCCUGUCAUGAAUUUUUAGAUGGUUUUGCAACUAAUUUAACAACAAUUCACGCCCCUUUCUGGACUGGCUCUGAAAAUAGACUUUAAAAGGACGUGAUCAGCGAAGGUUAAGGGAAGUGUCACUUUAACAAAAAAUUGAAAGUUCCCCACUGGAGCUUUAAAUCAGCCUUGAACACAUUUUCCACAUUUCCUGCAUAUUUUCUAAAAAAUAGAAGAAAGAACAAACAUGACCUUCUCUUUGUCAUCAAGACGAGCCUGCAAUUCAAAAUACACAAAAUCAAAAACAAAAAUAGACACUCUACGAGGGCACAUUUUGCAGGAAUUGUAGGUAUUAUCUGGGAAACGCAAUGGAUCUGCAAACAAUCAGAGGAUGAAUAUGUUAAUUUCGGGGGUUAUCUCUGGGUGCACUUCUUCGUUCUUCUGAAACAGCAAGUCAGUGUGAUUUUAACUGACCUCAAAGAUAAACCAUCAAAGUCUCCUCCGGCCAAAGCUAUCGCACUAAUAUGCUGAGCAAAGCAGGAGAAAAUGUGAGCGUCUUAAUUACGCUGCAAUCUGAGAUGAUGAUAAGACUCGCAUUAGCCCGCUUGAAUAGGAAUACACACAGACUCAGACGCACACACCGAUACCCUGGUGAAUGGUUGAAUGUUACAGCAAGGUGAAAACAUCUCAGAGUAAACACCUCUUAGUGCUUUAUUUGUGCUUCAUUCACACAUUAACACUGACAAGGCACUUUGACAACUCAAGGUUCAACACUUUAAUUGUGGGUAAUAAAACGUAACAAAGUAGAACCAAGGUCAACGUUAACUUUAAUUACCACAGGGCGUGCUUCUCUGCACAAAUAUCCGCCAUGUGCAAAGUGUGUUGUAUGCAGAAGAAUGUGGCGCCUGGUCGUGUGCUGGUUAGCCGUGUUAGUCAGGGUUUGUGAUCAUCCAAACAUAGCUUUAUUUAUCAGAGGAGAUCAUUCUCAUCUCUUAAAUCCCUUCUACAGUGGCGUCAGUACAAUCUGUCUGCAUGAACACUGUUUGUGUAAUUUAUACAGUUAAAUAUUUGCACUCGACAAACACCUUGCACAUCCCUGCACAACUGCACAGCUAUUAUACAACAACUUUGUACAUAUUUGGUCUGUAUUAUAUUUAUAUCUUAUCAGGGACAAGUACACAUCACAGUGCGAACAACCCAAGGCAUUUAUCUUUCUUUCCUUCCUCACUUUCUUUCUUUCUUUCUUCUUUGGCAGCCUUAACAUGCACGAAAAGCGCAUACAUCAGGCCUGGUGAAAAUAGUUGGUAUUUUAUGGGUUGCACACGCAACUUUGCAGAAAUGGUGCCAUCGUGACUUCAGAAAUGCAAAAUUUCAGGCCCCAGUUUUGGUUUUUGGAUGUUUAAGGGCGUGGCCACAGUUUUACAGUAAAAAUCAGACACUUCUUGCCAAUUUGGAAAACAUAAAUCCUGUAAGUCUCAUACUGAAUAACCGAUCUUGUCCAAAAUUGUCACAUAUGAAAUGCAUCACGGGCUUCAUAUUUAAAAUCAUGCCACAAGACAGAAGGUCAUUGAAAAUCCUUCAUACAGCCUUGGAUUUCUUGGUUUUCUUCUGAACAAGUCUGUGUGCUUAUAUUUAACGCAGCCACAGUACCACCAAGUGGAGAUACAUGGUACUAACUUUUACCGACUAUCUCUGAUCUGCUCCAAAAUUCACAGGUUUGGUGACAGUCCCAGUCUGAUUUCAUCUUUUAUACAAUUCUGUUACAGUUAUAGUGCCACCUAUAGGAAACAAGUGGUACUACCUACCAAACACAGAUGUAAAUGUGCCUUUAAUCUUUACUGUUUAAUAAUCAACUGUUAUUGAUAACAUGGUUAUAAUCAUAGCCCCACUUACAGGUAAAUGCAAGUGCUGCAUUAUUUUUUUGAAACUGACAGUAUCAGUCUAAAGUCAUUUAUGUAACAGUUGAACUCAUGUUAUUAUUCUAGUUACUUGUGCACAGUUGUGGGUGCAGCACAGGCUCAUUCUGCAACACACCCUAAACCUGCAAGACCCCAAUGUGCAUAAAAGUGCAAUGGCCCAUACUUCACAUUUUGUGGUUUUAAUAGCGCAUUGUUAUUUUAAUGUUCUUUUUUUUAAAAUAGGAUUUCCAUGAUCAUUGUAUUUAAAAACAAUGACUCCUGUUUUGCUCUUUAACUGCUUUAUAUCUCUUACAUUUACUUUUACCUUUUCAUAUAGUUAAAAUUUUGUAUUUUCAUUUUUUAUUUUUUUGCCUUAUCUCUGACCAUCCUUUUUUCUGUUAUCAUCCUAUCUUCUAUUUUCUUUUUUCGCCACAUUUAUCCACUGGCACUUUGAGUAAUAAAGGACCAGAAAAGGACAGCAAAGAUUUCUUAAGUACGUUUUCUUGAACACAAUAAAUACAAACCCAGUUAAGGCAUUAAUCAUACAUGGGAGUGAUUGACAUUGUUCAGAAAUAUAUUCAAAGAAAGUGUUACAUGCUAUUGAGUGAUCCUGUUCGGUGCAGUACCCACGCCUGGACUCUGCAGGUGUCCAGCUGCCGUGUACUGAACCAGACUGUCAUUUCUUGCACUCCCACAUGAAUACUUGUAUUUAUUAUUUCAUGAAUUAUGAAUGUGACUGACAUCUUUUACUUGAAUCCGACUGUAUUUGCCAUGUUAGGGUAUUCAUUUGUCUCACAGCACAUAAACGUUUGAACUUUUUCUACAAAGCUUCACUUACCCGAAAUGAUUUCUUUGCUAGAUUUUCUUUAGUUCAACUUCUUUGAGGGUGAAAUUAAUCAUGACAGGACAUACUGUUUUCAAAAUGGCUCCCCGACCACUAGAAGUAAUUUUCCGUACAUUUUUCUCUCGCUUGAAAACCUAAUGACUGUGCCACUUAACAACACACAUUUUUGUUAAAAUCCCCUGAUAUUUAGGGCUUGCAAUGAGCCUUAAGGAUUUUUUCUGCCUUUUUCUGUUUUUCUUGUCAAAGUCAGAGGUUUUGACGUGUCCCAAACUUGCCUUUGGAACCAGGCUUGCAGAAAAGAUUUUAAUGGUUUUAAUGGUUUGGUGAACUGGCUAGCAUUUCGGAAUUUCAAAAGUUUAGUUCUGCCCCACAGUUCAACUCACUAGUGUUGAAAUUUGAAUCAGCCAAAUUGCAGGAUGCAUUUUCGAACAAACUUGCGCUGGGUUUUGAUCCUGUUCACUCUUACAUUGGUCAGUGUUUUGUUGACAAAUUAAAGAUCAAAAAUUAUUUAAGGAUCUUCUUGACGCGAAAGGAUUUGGUCAUGCCAUCUUCUCAAACUUAAACAUGUCACAGUGAAACAGGAAGUUAGUGUAAUUCCCUCAAACAUUGUCUUAAUUAGUUAAAUUUUCAUGGACAUCAUCAAAGUCCUCCUCUAAAAACACUUAUGUUUAUUUCUUGGUUACUAUCAUAGCACUGCCAAGAGAAAGAAAUGCCUCCCUUUCUGCCCCCUGGCUGUGCAUGCAAACCUGCGAUGACGUUGCACAGAACCCGUCUAUUGCAUAUAAGUGGGAAUAAUACGUUUGUUAAACAAGUUUGCAAUCAUCAUGAUUUCUGAAAUUGUCAGAAAUAUUCCUGCAGAUGAUGAUUUUACAAUAUCCACCCUGUGCUCAAAAAUUACACCACAAUGCUCACAGUGUUUAGUUCAAGGGAAUAGCACCACUUAUGGUAAUAGCUGCAUCACAGCGACAGCCUGCUGCACAUCCUGCAACAUUAUGGUUAAAAAGUUGUUCAUCACCACUUGCGGCUUUAAUUUCAGUGCUCAGCGGAGUCAGGAAGCACGCCACAGAUGUCUGUUCAAUCUUUCUCUAAACUUGUGCUGAAAAUAGUCUCAAGUGAUAUCACUCAAAAGUUGUAAAUAUGCCAAAAAUACUUUUUACUGAGUUGUGUCACCACUGGCUGUUUCCUCAAAAAGGCAGAGAAAAUAAUAAAUAUAUGUAUAUAAGACAGAUUACUCUUGACUGUAAAGCUAAGCCAAAUAAUUUACUCAAAGGUUUUUGCAUUUUAUUUUUAAAAAUCCUGUUGUGUUUUUUUUUUCUUUACUGUCAAGAAAAGAGUUUGAGAAGAUGUAUUAGCGAUGGUGCCACAUCAUAAACAAUCAGCGGCUGUGAAUCAGCUCAGUUGGGAACAUUUACAGCUCUAAUUUGGCUUCUUGCCUCUGUGAGCGGGGUUAAUAUCAGUAACCAUGGAUAUAAAUGUUUUCUACUUAUGGUUGAGGGUGUUGUGUGCAGCCCACAGUUUAGCUGUUUAUUUAUACAUUCCUCGUUAACGUGAAGAGCCCUCCACAGCUGAGAGUGUUUAUUGUGAAGGGCUUGUCAAGAGGGUUCGGUUUAGAAAAGGACCUUUGUGAUUUUGUUUUGCUCUGUGUGAGUUUCCCCGCCUGAUAGAUUUACACUAUAAUGUGCUGAAAGGUUCUUAUUUGGAGUGGAUUUGGGUCAAAAUUUUAAGUAGGGCAAAAAUCCCUCGAAAAAAAAAAAAAAAACAGUGAAGAAGAGAUGGGUGUGAAUUUGUUAUUGCUGAGUAGCAGCCCCCCCCUUUAUUUAGGUAAGGGUGGGAGUGCUCAGAGACCCUAAAAGAUGAUUCACGUUGGCCAAAGACUCAUUCAUUUUCACCAGCAGAGUCCACUUUAAGAUAAGCUUCAUAACUACAUGAUGGGGAGACAAAAGGAAAUCUUGCAAAAACUGGCUGGUACCUUUCAGAUCCGACACGUGCUCCUCCGACAGGCUCUCGCAGAGUGUCUGGGAACUCUCAUCCUGGUGGUGAGUAAAGAUUUGCAAAAUUUUAAAACUUUUGUUUUAACAAAUGGCUUCACGAAGACGCAUUUUUCAUAUCAGGCAGGUAUGAUUAAGGGUUGUAAAUUUAACAAAGUCACCAUGCUUCAUAUUUUACUUCUGUUGCACCCUGAUCCAGCCAUUUCCCCUUUAACCAGCCCUUGAAUAUAACUCUUUCCUCACACUUAGUGCAAUAUUUGGGGGGUACAUUGGCUGGGCUUUUCAUCUAUUUUAAAUUUCCAGUGUCACAGGAUGAAGAAAAUCUUUAAUGAGUUCUCAAAAGUGCAGAUUACACCGCAAAGACUCCGAUCUUACUGAGUGUAUUUGUCUCAUUAGAAGUCAAAAUAUCUCAUUACACUUAACAUAAGCUGCAUUGACCUGACAAGUCCAGACAUAAAUCUUACUUCAAGAUAUUACAAGCCAAAAUUAAGGACUUUAGGAAAGAAGUAGAGAGAGAAAGUGAAAGAGAGCGAGAGAGAGACAUACUUUAUUAAUCCCCAAGGGGAAAUUCAAUUUUUACACUCUGUUAUCGAACUUGCAACACACACACACAUUGGCUGGAAGUACACACACGUGCACAGACAGGAUCCUAUGGACAUGCACUGAUGGAGAGAUGUCACAGUUAGGGGGGCUGCACAUGAAAGGGCACCCCAGAAAGUUGGAGCUUGGUGUCUUAAUCCAAGACACCAGUUUCUGUGCUUCAGAUACCACUGUGUCCCUACUGGGUCAGACAAAACCACAAAGAUGAGACACGACAGCUUCAAGUUGACUGAUUGGUUGAUUGUUAUGAGAAUAAAUUGAAUACGAGUGCAAGAAAUCCUUGUAAAGUCUGUUGAAACAUGAUGUUAUCCUUUUUUUUCAUAAUGUCUUGAAAAAAGAUAAAUUUCUGGACUUAUCAGGUAAGUGUGGCUUCAUUUGAGUGCACUAGGAUAUAUUGACUGAAGAGUAAAAUCUAAUAAAUGCUUGUGGAAACGUCUGAAAAAAUAAGUAAAAGAAACUUGAUAUUUUAAUUUGAAACACUUUAUAAGCAAAAAAUGCUUGUUUUAGGAGUGUUUGAUAGUUAUAGAGUAGAGUAGUAAAAAGACUUGUUAAGGGAUGUGACAUCUAUGGUUUCCAAAAAUAAUGUCAAAUUUAGAUUCAGCACACCACAGGAAGGGAGGAACUGUUCUUUCUGGAGCACUUUUUAAUCUGCAUUUGUGGAUGAAGUGACAACAGGUGUUACGACCCAGCCUAGGGCUACGCUGGAUGUAACAUAAAGUGCUCUUUCCCUUGUCCCAACUCCCCAAGAAAACCAACAGCCACCAGAAAAUGCAGUCUUACAUGGGUUUAUUUUUCAAUAUAAAUGGUAUUUGGCUUUAAGGUGGACACAGGCCAAACUAACGAACAAAACCUCUUUUUAUUAAAGCUAACUUUCCUAACCAACAAAAUAGUAUGAAAUAAAAUACAGGGGGUCUUACCUGCCUCCCUAACCCAAAACAAGAGAAAAGUUUUGAAAAAAUAAAAUAGCUGCCCACCCCUACCUACCAGACUGCUCUUAAUGAAACUAAAGGUAUUCGUCUUAAAAGACAAAUCAAAAUUCACAAAGUUUUCAAUCUGUAACAAUAUUUAGACCUGGUUGACAACAAUCUCACUAACUAUUUCCUAAUCAAGGAGGCAUACACAAAAACACAGGUCUGGCUGGGAGUCAAGACAAAGGAAUAAGAUAGAGAGCUCCUCCAGCAGCCACCCUUUUCAAAGCUCCCCUCUUCAGCUGCUGUCCAAUCAGGUCACAGUCCUCUUCUGGAAAACAAAAGAGACACAAAGGAACAGCACCUACCAGAGGUAGGGAGGGUUAACCAAAAAAAAAAAGUGCAGAUGAAAAAACAACAGAAUGUGUGGUGCAAUGGGACUGUCUCAGUUUUUUUGUGAACCCUAAAGGCGUCUUCUACCACGUGUUGUUUCCAUUCAAUCGUAGUUUGAGUGACGUUUGUCUCUGAAAAAACUUGCAUGAUUGGCUGUCAAUCAUGCUCAGGCAGGAAGUCUGAUCAUACACUGCUGAUGUGGGGCGGGGCUGUGAAUGACCACAAAACUGUAGCCACAAAAUCGUGAGUGCUUGUAGGAUGCUAAACAGAGUGACUAUAUGUGACUAUCAUGCAACAGUAAGAUUGUUAUAUUGAUUAUUACGGUUGUACAAUAAUUUUCCAAAAAUACGAUAAUUCUAUAUUUCCCGUCUGGUAACAUUGAGUGACAAACAGUCACUUUUCAAGGAGAUUUUGAGCCCAUGCAGUGGUUUCCACUACAGAGUCACAUCUGUUUUUAUUGCUGUGCUGCCUGGAUGCUCAGAGAUCUUGUCCACUAAGAGUUAGAAUUCUGUUUUUUUGUUGAGAUUUCUACAAAUUCUAAAUAUUUUACCCUCAAAUUCUUCAUAUUAUCAAGUCGGGGGAAAUUAUUCAGCAUCCAGGCAUGCAUUUUUCGUGUGUUAAACAACUUUUCCUGUGAUUUGUUGUCUGUGUUGCUGAAAUAAAAUUUUAAACAGGCAUAUACUGUAUAUAUUUUAUAAAACAGUAUAUAUAUUUUUUCAAAUAUAGCAUUUAAAUGACUUGUGAACCAUCAAAAUCUGUUUUUAUUUGACAUUUGGCUCCUUUUAGUAUGAAAUGAUCAUAACUUUUUAUUAACAAUACUACAAGCGAGUGCAUUAUGUGUUUCAUAAGUUGUGAGAUGUUCAUAUUAACAGCCUCACACCCACUACUUAAUCUGACACAUGGAGGAAUCACCUUUUAUCCUGCCUCUCCUACAUGUUUGUGUAGUGAAAAAAGGUGACGAUACCAUCAUAUCUGGUGUGGGAGCAAAAUAAUUGAAUUACACAAUAGUUAAAGGUUGUUUGGUCUGGAGGUGUUGAUGAAAUAUUGCUAUAGAGCGCUUUUUAUUUGCAGAAUUAAAUGCCAUUGAUGUAAAAAGGGGGAAAAAAGCAAAGAAAAUCUUGAGAGUUCAAGCAUCUUAAACACUUACAUCAAUUAUCUCCUGUAAUAUCUAUUUCAGUCUGUUUAAUUUACACUUACAGGGCCUUGUUAUUCUUUACACUGCACUUGAAGUCACUGUUGACACCGGGUUCAACACACAUGAGGCCAUGAGGUCCUUUUAAAUCCAAGCAGAAUGUUUUCCAGGCUGUGCAAAACAACCUGGAGUGGCUCUGUUUCUCAUGAUAACCCACAGACAACAAAAAUAUUAGGAGAGGGCGCCGACAGAGAAACGCCGGGCCAUUUGUUAUUCCGCUCUCAGGCUGCAACUGAUCCGUUAACUCCAGGAGACCUUUCACUCCACCGACAAUCUGUCCCCUCGAUGGUCAGAGCCGGACCUCCACGGAGGAGGACUCUACAGGGGAGUCAGACUGUUGUCAGCAUCAAUAGUCCCACACAAAGGCCAAACAUAGCAGGCUGAUGACCUCUGAGGUCAGAGAGACACACCCUGGAUACAAGCAAAAGCAAGACUCAGUGAGACACCUGACUUCAGGUCAAGCCAACGUGGGGCUCUGUUAUUCUCUUUCAACUUUUUCUACUACUGUCCGUCUACAACAAUAACCCCGGCUCCGGGUUCUGCUGGUUCGUGGUUGGUUUCUAAAUUUCUAUGUGUGUUUCCCUCUCCUCUGUCCAGAUGUUUGGUUGUGGUUCAGUAGCACAGCUGGUGUUAAGCCGAGGCUCCCAUGGCACGUUCCUCAGCGUCAACUUGGCUUUUGGAUUUGCUGUAACUUUGGGGAUCCUCGUGAGUGGACAGAUCUCAGGUGAGGGUUUUCAGUUUCACCAACACCUGUUCUGUUUGGGGUCAGAGUGUCCCGGAGCUCCCUGUUAGGAAAAAAACUGCAACAUUAUCAACAAUAGCUGGUCACACUGAUGCAUGAUACUUAAACAUGAUGAUGGUGCUUUUCUUCUCUUAGGACUAUCUAUCUAUCUAUGUAUGUAUGUAUGUAUGUAUGUAUGUAUCUAUCUAUCUAUCUAUCUAUCUAUCUAUCUAUCUAUCUAUCUAUCUAUCUAUCUAUCUAUCUAUCUAUCUAUCUAUCAUACUUUUAUUGUCUGUUUCAAGGUACCUUAAUAAGCUUCUGUCCCCCGUUUAGCUUUUUCUUUGAGGUACUUUAUUUCAAGUGUCUGAUUUUGGUUACCUACGGCGUUGUAUCUAAAGUCCUGUUGAGCCUAAGUUUCAAACAACCUUUCAAAGUUGAUUUUGAGUUACUCACAAGGUCUGUUUCAAGGUUCCCCUUAAGCAUCUUUACCUUUUAUAGUCUGUUUCCAGGUACACUAGAUGGUACAUUAUGGGAUGACAGUUCCCUUUAGUUUUUGGAUCAGUAUCAUUAAUGUUUUAAGAACUACAGGAGUCUGUUUCAAGGGCCCCCUUUUUCUGUCAUGUUAGGGUGUCCUUUGGUAGCUGUUUCAAGAAACCCAUAAGCAUCUUUUCUACGAUCUCUUUUUCUAUUUGUGCACAUGUAAACGUUUGUUGUAUUUCACUUCAGUUACUUUUGCGUCCAAGUAGUUGUCGUGUCUGUCUUUGGGUAUCCUUCGUAUUGUACCUAUUAGUGACUGUUUUAAGGUAUUCCUCUGAAUUUUUAUGGUAACGCCCGUUUCCUGUUUGUUUAGAGGUAAUCAUUCAACCUAUCAACAUGAUUCCAAGUUGCUUACUCAAUCUGCUUCAAGGUAUCCUUAAAGGGACAUUCUGGCAUAAAAUAAAGUUAGGGUCAAACACAAUGUAACACAGAGUUAGACGAGAGGGGUGUCUAACUCAGUGUUACGGUGUGUUUGACCCUAACUUAAUUUUAUGCUGGAAUAUCCCUUUAAACAACUUAAAACAGGAUAACCAUCAUUUUUUUAGAUAAGUUUGUCACCUUAUGAUAACAUGACACUACUUGAUGAAGUAAAAGUAGCCCCGAGACUGCAAAAACUUCCCAGUCCAAAUAAAAGUUAAAAGUUCACUUUUUAUUGUUGUCUCUCAGAGAAAGUAAAAGUAAAAAGGUGAAAGUUUUGUGUUGUCUGACCCAUCCACCACCUCAGCAGCCACCCCAGGCCAACCAUCUCUGUCUUUCUGAUAUGUAACCAGGCUUCUCACAUGCUGGAUGACUGGAACAGAGUUGCUAAGAGCAACCCAGAUGGGUCAAAAUUGGCUCAGGAUGGCGUGUGUUAUAUAUACAAAUUGUUGAGCAUUACUUUCUGUGGUGGAGGGAAAAAUUCCAGCAUGCAAAAGCACACACCCAUCGGCAUGGUUCCUGCAUCUGUUACCAGCUAGCUCACAGCUAACAUCUGUGAAUAAGGUGCCCGGGGUUUAUAAAAACAAACAGAGUGGUGGUCAAAGUUGCCAGAAUAACAGGAGGUAAGGGCUCACUUUCUCUCUGCCUUGGCAAAUACUUAAAAGGGAGGCACAACUCAGCAAUAUAUAUGUGCAUUACCUGCCAACUCUUGUAUUUUAUAUAAUAUCUGCAGCAAUUUCUCCUGUCUUGUAAUAAUAACAAUGUUUUACACUCAGUUAGGGUGUUAAUAAAGAAGAGAAAAUGAUGUUAAGUUUUCAAUUAUCAUUAUUAUAAUUACAUAUUUGCACAUUCAUCAGCAGCAUCAAUGAGGGUGUAAAGCAGCUGUCAGCCAUGUCAUCAAAACAGGGGCUUUAGUGAAAGGAGGAAAAACUUUAUCAUCAAGAAAAAUCACACUUGGUUGAGCUGCAGUCAUUUGCAUCAGCGCUGUGAAGUAGCUGUCACUCAAACAGUUCUUCUGGAGACUUUCUUUUUUAUUUUUUACUCCAGCAUCCAUCAGCAUAACAGGGAGUCAUUAUUAUUGAUGGCUUGACAGACACUAAAUAUCAGCAAAAGGUAAACUGGCAGUUAUCUGAAGAGCAGUAUUUACCACACAAAUGACAGCUGGAGGGAGACGAGGAGGAGGAGGAGGAUGAGGAGGAGGAGGAGGCCAUGGACAGAGGAAUGCAAAGUUGAAAGGAGACACACACAGAGGAGGAAGGAGAUGAAGAAGAAGAAAAGGAAGGGGGCAUUUACCUCUUAACUCGAAAACUAUGUGGUCUGUAAUUGAAACGGCAGUGAGCGAGUCAAUCCUGAAACCCACUAUCUUCUGUCGGAAACACAACAAAGCUUCUGCGGUUCACUCAUGCCGCUUCUUCAAUGCCUUUAUAAUGAGGCUGUCCCCCUCUAAUACACACUGCAGCUGAGAAAAUAAGCUGUUAUAAUUAGAUAGCGCCAACACUGGCACAAUUAAGGUGUGAAUAAGAGGCAGGCGCUCAUAUGAGUGCGCCAUCAGAGCAGAGAUUUCCCCCCUUCAAGGUUAGAAAAAAAAGGAGACUUUUCUGAAUCUUUUCAUCCUGCCAAUUUAAUUAGUGUCACAGAGACCUUCAGUCCGAACAGGACUUUACCCAGACCGCAAUUACUGAAUCUACAGCAGGGGUAGAACUGUCUUUUCAGUCUCAGGAAAGAAAGGAGGGGCUGUAAUGUAGAGAUGAAUCAUGAGUUUUUUUCCUGUAUGUGUAAAAAUACACCAAGGUGACUGUGUUUUUCUCCUCUCCAGGCGGUCAUCUGAACCCAGCCGUGACCUUCGCACUCUGUUUACUUGGUAGAGAGCCCUGGAGGAAGUUUGCAUUGUUCUUUUUCUUCCAGACUCUCGGAGCGUUUCUGGGCGCUGCAGUCGUAUUCGGCGUCUAUGUAGGUGAGUGAGGCUGAGACAGGGGCGAAGAAAUCGAUGAAGACGUUAUUGUUUCAAAAGGCGUAUAUGUCUAAAUCUGAUGUCAAACUCAGACUCUUGAGAAACUUUGUGCUGCACUGGUAAAAGUCUGCAGAAAAUCAAACCUUUGACAGAGUUUUAGUGGGAAAAAAAGUCUUUUAAGUCUUAAUCAAAGCCAUAUUCUCCCAAUAAAUCAAGGAAACGUUUUAUUUCAAGAUCUGACCGACCAAUAAUAAGACAUGGAUAAGCACAAACUGACAGAUCAAGGUCUCAAAAUUAGGUAUUUAUUAAUUCAAGGAACUUAAAGCUCCUGUGAAAAGAUUUUUAACAUUUAUUUAUGAAGUAGGCUGAAAUUUAUUUUGAUGCUUUUUAUGAUAAACAAAAGCAAUCAAGGAAACAAUAUCUUUAAUUUUUCCUUUUAUGUUUGUCAUUAAAUUAUCUACUUCAUCUGGUUUAGAUUCAGCUCAUUAAGACCACUUCUGACAAGAAAUUUGACAAAAACUCUGAAAUAUUUGAGUUUUUUUACGGAGCUACAUUUCUGGGGAAAAUAAAUCCAUUGACAAAUUUAUCUAACAAAAACUUCUUUCUGUUGCGAAAAACAUUCCAACAUUUUCACACUUUUAUCAAGUUGUAACUCUUACAGAAUGAACUUUGACACUGCAGUCUUUGAAUCUGUUUUUAAGUUGAUUUUGUUUAUUAUUUCAAUAUUUUAUUAUUUCUGCUGCAAAAAUAAAUUAUUUCUUAUAAUAGUCUCAUAAUAAUCCAAUCCACUAUUUAAAGGAAACGUGGAUUUACAAGGCCAAAAAUAAAACAACCUGAACACAAGACAGGAAAAAAAUAUUAACCCUUGAAUGCCUGUUGUAUCUUAUUUGAUACAUACUUUUAUGAUACUUUAUCUAAUCAAUAUGAUCAAACCUGAAUACAGUCCGAUAAAUGAUAAAAAUGUCUUCUUGUAGUUUAUCAGUUUCCAAAAACAUCUAAUGUAUCAAAUGAAAAAAAAAAAAAAAAAUUAUAUAUUUGUAAAAAUUUAAGGACAUUUGGAUUUUUUGGGAUUUCAAUAGUAAGUGAAAUAACCAUUUCAGCUUCAAAAACUUUGAAUUUUCUGGCCAUAAUUUGUGGUUUCAGGCAUUAAAGGGUUAAAAUAAAAGCAUAACAAAAAUGCAGGUUAAACAUAAAUUAAAAUAUUUUAAGAAAAGGAUGAUGAACCUACUCCCUUAUUGAUAAGAGUACUUAAAACUCAACAAAUACCCUAUUUUUGAUAGUUAAAAUUAUCGUAAAACUGUUUGAUCAUAAGGCUGGUGAUGUGGAUUACUCAUAAAUCGGAAUAUGAUUAUUAUGAUUAUGAUUAUUAUGAUUAUGAUCAAAACUAUUCCAAAAUCUAUCUGAUACUUUGAUCAAAUCUAGACUAAAAAUGUAGAUACUGAUGAUGACUCACCUGCAUCCUUACAGCCAAGUGUUCACCUGAUUAAAAAAACUAAAACAUCUAUUUCAUAAUGCACAGAUAAUCAGACUGUAAGACUCACUGGGGGACCCUGAGCCGAGUGGUCUGAGGUUGUGAGGUUGUCUGGAGGGUAUUUGCACUUCGAUCGUUUCAUGUGUCUGUUACGUCACGCUCUGCACAGCUAUAUGUUCAUGUGAAAGCCCCAUGUGCCACAGCUUGUCCAUGUUAUUGUACCCUCUCAGUAUGCUUGUGUCACCGCCGUUCAUGCGUGUCCCCACGGCCUCUCGCUUACACGUUUGUGCAUCUCCGGCUCCUGUUCUCUGCAGCCUGCAGCUAUGUAAUCAAGCAGAAAGUAAACAAGAGAUCCAAAUGUCAAGUGUAUUACUGUUUGCAGUAGCUGUCUGCGUUAUCUCUGGGACAUAAAUCAUCCCACCAAUUUAACCUUAAGUUUUCAGGUACCUUAAGUAUUAUUAUCUGAUUUGAAUGUUAGCUGUGAUUCAAUGCGACAUCGGUGUUUUACCUGCAAGUGAUUGAUGUGAGUAUCUGUUUUCCAGAAAGAACUGCUGGAUUAUGAAGACUCUGCAGUAUAUUUGGUUGUUUCUGCAUGGUCUCAUGAUUUUUAAGAUGCAUAAACACUCAGGGGAUGUAAAGAGAUUUUUUUUUUGUGUCGUCUCCCCAGAUGCAUUGUGGGACUUCAACCAGGGAGGUCUGAUUGUGAUGGGGGAGAAUUCCACCGCUGGGAUUUUUGCGACAUAUCCAGCGAAACAUCUCGGUCUGAUGAACGGAUUCUUUGAUCAGGUAACAGUAACUGUCAGUUUACACAUUAUUCAUCUCAAAACGACCUUAUUCUCCAUCCUUUUCGCAGCUUAUUGAGUUCAUACUAGUAGGAAUAUGGAGCAGACGGCAGGAGUUGUAUUGAAGAUGGGCCAAAGCAAAAGCAAAAAUGUAUCGGCCAUUAUUUAUAUGAAGAAAUGAUGUGUAGGCCUAUAAAAACAACAGAGUUUGGCGUUAAACACCCUCACAAAUGAAUUCCUCCAAAUAAAUAAAUAAUCCAUGGCAUUACGACUCAGUUGGUUCAACACAUUUCCCCAGCCUGCAGUUUGGUCUGGCUUGCAUACAUUAAACCUGUCCAAGAAACUUCGAUCCUCAAAUGCAUGGAAGGAAAACUACCCCAGGUCUAAACCAUCCUAAACCUGCGUUCUUUAAAAUGACCUGCAGGAGGCGACUAUGUAUGUCGUAAAUCUGUCUACGUCAGUUUCAACAUUAUUUUUUUAAUUGGAAAUUGAAUAUUUUUCUUAAAAGAGUUUUGGUGCCUCCCAUGGACAAAGCAGGACCGCUUUACCAUCUAACAUAGCGAUGUUACCCUGCUUUCGUUUUACUGUGAAAUAAAUACGUAAGUGGCGCAAUUGGAAAUGAAAACAAUAGGGUGACCAUAUUCUGAAUCCCCAAAAAGAGGACAUGACUACACGGGGUCGGAGUCACGGAGUUGCGCGUCAUAAAUUUUGAGAGGUUUUCAGGUCGGGUCAAGUGUUUUUAUACGUGCUGCAAACUCAGUAAGUCCACGCGACAAACUUAAAACUUCCAUACAAAAUCCUGGACAUUUGAAGGAUUUUAUAAACUCCCCCAGACAGGCUGGACAACCCCCCAAAAAAGAGGACGUAUGGUCACCUUAAAAAACAAGGGUGUGUCAGCAGUUUGCGUCAGGCCUGAAAAUCAGGGGAUCUGUGGAAAGAUCAAAACUUUCGAGCCAAGAUACAACAAACCAGGCUGCCCAUUAUAUUACUCAAAAUAGUACAUACCAGCUCUUUAUGAAGAGGUAUCAGCUGGUAUCAGCUGUCACCAGGCCUGUUGUGGUAGCUAAAUAUGAAUUACAAUGGAAUAAACUAGCAAACAGCAACCACACAACUGAAUGUAACUUUGGGAAAAAGAAGACCCAACUUUCACCUGGAGUAUCAUAAAUGAAAACAGAGAAACAGCUAAUUUAUAUGAGACAGUAUGUAAAAUCUGCAACAUUCAGCCAUCGAGGCAGAGCUGCCAAACACAGCACUGACAGUGACAGGCAUAAAUAUUUUCAUCUGCAGUAACACUGGUUAAGGAGAUGGGGCCAAGAUAGAAGUAACAUCCCGCCGUGACUUUAAAGUCCAUUACCUCCUACUUCAGUGGAAAGGUUCCUACAUUCUGAGUCCAGUUAAAGAUUUAAUCCAAACAAUUACACUCAUUAAAAUCUACAGAGGUCUUGUGAUCGUGCUCAAGUUGUCUUUAAUCCAUCUUAUUGUGUAAGAGCAGAGUUGUAUUCUCAGGGGAGCAACCUUAGCCUUAAUGCUACUCAUGAUAGGAGUUCAGGCUCCUUCUGAUGAUCCAGAUCAAGAACUGGCUCUUUCAGCUCCAAAAGAAAGUCUUUUACAUUCGAUGCAUGCUCACCACCCCAGGCUAGAAACGGCAGUGUAGUCAAGAAACACAAAAACAAGGUUUUGGUAACCAUUUCUCAAACUAAUCUUCGUGUAAAUAGUUGAUAAGAAACUAGACGAAUAGUAAACUAUUGGAGCUGCAGAAUAAUACUGUAUGCAAUAGUGUUGAGCCACACCACAGUCUUACUGUCACUCACCCAAUCUGAAUAAGUGGCAAUCAUGACAGAUGGGUAUCAAGUUCAUCACAAGGAGUAUGUGCCUUUAAACUCUCAUCAUAUUGAUCCUGAAUGGAAUAUAAAAGUCUCAACGGGACCAAAAGACUCAGAGUAGCUAUUCUUUCUUCAAGGGGGUGCAUUUUAAAACUAGCCUGAAAAUAAUAAUAAAGAGCAUGGUCCAAAAAGGCUGAGGGUUCAUUCUGCUAUAUCUGGGCCUUCUGUUUCCCACAAAUGGAGCACGAGUCUUUUUACAGAGCUUCAAUUAUCUUGAAGCAAACUCUCACAAUACCGUUUGAUUUUUCAAGUAUUUCAACUCCAGUGAGUGAAAUUGGUGGUUCCAUCAAAGCAGCACAUUCCCUCUCACAGACCACACUCUGCAAGCUUAAGUACAGAACAAGUGGUGUAGCAUACAAGUGACGGUCAUUUUCCAUCAGUUUCUAUUGUCUGUGGAGUCGACGGAUUUGUUUUUUUUUCCCAUAGUUUCCUCGUAACUUUACUAAAUAGAUACUUGAGGUCUCAGCGAUGCAUGUCUGCUGGAAAUGAAUAGACUGAUUUACUGACUUGGAGAUAUAAACAAGUGAAAAACACGGCUGACUUAUGUCUUGCGAUGACAACAAGCAUAAUUGCUCGGCUUUGAAAUACGUUGUUUUGUCAAUUUGUAUGGAAAAUCUGACGCUCCAGUUAUGGCCUCUCAGCCAAUCACAUCUUUUCGGCUCCCUUAAUCAUCUUUAACCUUUUUAAACUAGCAGACAGUGUAAUAAGCAGGACAGUGUCACUAUUCAUUUAAUCUGACGGUCCAGAAUCUGCGUGGAACAGCUUGUGAGUGUGUAAAGAAGGCAAGGUCAAUUACAUCCAGCUGUAUCGGAAGAUCCAAAUAAUUAAUGAAGAUACACUGUGCGUGAAAAAUUACGUCCUGUGCAUCUCAAAGUUGGACACUGCAGAUGCAUGGCACAUAAUCCUGCUGCUCAAGUCUAUAAAUAACAAUCUAAAAGAGCAGAUUCAUUUCCACACCAGGUACAAGUAGGAUUACUUGCAGAAGGCCAAGUCUGUGCUCCGAGGCAGGAAAACUGUUGCGAGGUUGUACCAACAAUAGAAAAAAUAUUGUUCAUUAUUGCUUUUUUCCCUCAGCAUUAGCUAUAACCAGCUGGCAGGAAAUUGAUGAUUUGUGGUGCUUCGACGUCUUCAUAAGCGGUACAAAUCACAAUGUUUAUCUUUGAUAAACACACAAAGGAUUACAUUACAUUGCAUUACGUAGCUCAAUAUGGGCUUCGUAGAUCUAAAGGAUAGGAACAGGGGGAUAAUGGUAAAAAUGUAUGGGUACAGCAAUUAAAUUAAAGCUAUGAUGAGUAAAAUGUCACAAAAGAAAGCCCAGAGUUCAGUAUUUGAUUAUCUUUUGUUCCAUUUUUAGGUUUCCUCUCUUUUAGGCCUUUGCAUCUCACAUUUUAUCAUGGUAGUCCAAAAGCACAGUUCAUACAAUUCACAGUGGUUCUGGGUUCAAAUCCUGGCAUGGGUCUGAACCCAGGAUUUGAACCCAGACCAUUUCACUUACAUUUCUCACUGAUUCACUAUUUGCAAACAUCACCAGGGCUACAACACUUCAAGUCGACCAAUAAGACACUAUUUGAUCAAUUUUCAUUGUGCCCCUAAAGUUCUUUGUGUGCUCCUUACUUUUUCAACUUCAGAGCACAUCUGCUCCUUGUGAAAAAAGUUAGUGUUAAGUCCUGGGUCUAUAACACAGGUUCAGACCCAGGCCAGGAUUUGAGCCUAUAACUAUUUCACUGAUUGGCAGCCAUUCAACCCAACCUGCUAUUGACCUGGCUGUCAAUAUUUGCAUUUUUAGAUCUUUUCACCUCACAUUAUGGUUGUUCAAAAACACAACUCAUACAACAGCUAGAUACAUAUGUGUAAUUUCUGCACCACAUGGUUAGACUAAGACCAGGAUUUGAACUCAGAACCACUGUACACUUUCUUAACUUCACUUCUGAACUACCCCGGUAAAAAUGUGAAAUGAAAAGAACUCAAAAAGCAAACGCUGACAGUCAGCUGGUGGUGUAGUAGUCCUUUUGUCAGAUAAAGCAAUCACAGAGACAUAAAUUUGUGACCAGAGGUCAUGGCAGACUACACAGACACACAAGUGACAUGAUGACAAAGGAGGAAGUUAUUUUUUUUAACUUUGUUCUCAAAUUUUGACAUUUCCCUUGAGCUCCAAAAUGAAAAUAAAAACGUCUUGAGGUUUUUUUUCCCUCAUUCCUUGCUCUGAUGCUCCUCCAUAGUAAAAUAUUUCAGGACCCCCAUUAAAUACUACCUUUUUUAUGUGGGUGUCAGUUAUAGACAUGCAUUAAAGAUCUCAAAUUUUCGGUUAACAGCAGCUGUAUUGCACCAGUAUUGCUACUCCUGACAUAAAAGAAGCUGGCUGUGACAGUUUGAUAUCACAGAUGCCGACAUAAUGUGGAAUAAUCUUUCCUUAUUCUGAAACUUCAUGUUUGCAAUCCCAGAUGCAACAUAAAGAAACCACCUGUUUUCAGCCAAGCUCCCAUUUGGGUGUUUCUUUCAUCAGUUGAUGUGAGAGUAGUUGAAGAUGAAGUUUUAUAGCAUGCUGUUUUUAAUGAAAAAGUUGGCAGGUCUGUCAGAUUCACAUUGAUUUCAUCUCACAGUUUGCAGUUUGGCACUUUGUCAAUAUUUUCGGAAUAAAUCUGCCGUGAACAUCGCGACUCCUAGGAGGUGAUUAAUUAAUCCUCACAUGGAUUUCAAGACGAACCAAUUUGCAAAAGUGUGGCUGUAACAUCUCUAUGGGAACAUAUUAAAAGAUUAUCUUAUAUCCCAGGACUGUUUUUUAUUCUCCACACUUCACAGCAGGACUACUUUGUUCUUCUGUGAAAACCAAGGAUCAAAGAGAGAGUUAUUGCUCACAAAGUUUUAAUGGACCCUCCUCCUGGUGCUUUAUUUCAGGUUAUAGGAACAGCUGCAUUGAUUCUGUGCAUCCUGGCCAUAGUUGAUCCACACAACAACUCUACUCCCAGAGGUCUGGAGCCCUUCACUAUCGGCAUAGUGGUGUUGGUCAUUGGUUUGUCGAUGGGCUUCAACUCAGGCUAUGCUGUCAACCCAGCCAGGGACCUGGGACCACGUAUCCUCACAGCACUGGCAGGCUGGGGUUCAGAGGUUUUCAUGUGAGUAUGAGAUAACUUAGACUAGACUGUGCUGAUAAACCAGUCAAACGAAUACUUGAAAAACUGACAAUGUAGACUAACUACUUCGAAAAAAAUCCAGCUUUUUGUUAAGAAAAUGAAAACUGACGAAAAGAGAAAGAAGGGUGCUGUGAAGGAUCCCACUUUUGGGGUACUUCAAGACAGAAAUGGGUACCCCUGUACUUGAAGGUUCUAAAACCAGACCUUACGGGGGACCUUACAACCAGAAUUUAUUUUGAGACAGACUUACUGAGUGACUUCUAGUCCCAAGGGUCUUCUGGACAUCAAGGGGUACCUCAACACAUGAGGGUACUUCAUGAUGAAUCUAAGAGGGGAGCUCAACACUAAGGGGUACUAUAAAAUCAACCACAAAGGGAACCUUUGUGUAGGGUACUUGCAAAGAGACUCGAGUGCAUACCCUUACCCUAACCACUUAGGGUACCAUAAAACGGUUUCAAUAGGAACUCUAGCAUUUAGAGUCCUUUGAGACAGGUACAUAACACUGAAAGGUAGACAGACUUCAAAUAAAACCCAAAACUUGAGAGUACUUUGAGGCGGACUACAAAGGCCACCUCUAAAUCCUAGGGUUCUUAAAAACAGAGAGCUAAUUGAGUCUCAACUUCCAAAGGUCUUUCCUCUUACAUCAAGGUACCUUAAAACCCAAUGGUUCUUUGAGACAGAUCCUAAAGGGUACUUCAAAACUUGGGAUGGAACUCAAGGGUAUCGCAACCCCCCAAAAAUGACCGACUUUAAACCCAACUUGUAAACUUCAGGGUGUAUUGGAGUAGACCACAAAUGGCACCUCAAAACUAAAGACUACCUUAAGCCAAAUCUGCAGGGAUACUGCAAAACCAAACAGCUACUUGAGAAAACACCUAAAAGGGUACCAUUUAACCAUGAAAAAGUUAAAAGACUUAAAACAAAACUUUUGAAACUUAAGAGUAAUUUACAGUCGACCACAAUCUGUACCUCAAAGCCUAAUGGUAACACAAGAGGUAACUCAAUACUUUUAGAAAAGACCUCAAAGGGGACCUUGACACUUAAGGGUGUUUAAAAACAAACAGAAGUAUCUCAACUUUCAGAGGAUUUAACUCCUUAAUUAAAGGUACUUUGGUACUCUUUGAGACAGCCCUCAGAGGGUACCCCAAAACCAAAGAGGUACUUGAUGAAAACUUAAAUCGGUAUCCCAAGACAGACCACAAAGGCAAACUUUAAACUCACCCUGAAGUCUGAAGGAUUGUUUGAAGUGGACCUCAAGAAAAACAACAAUGCUAAAGGUCACUCUGAGACAGACCUGGUUGGAUAACCCAAAAUCAAGGGACCAUAAAACAAGAGCCUAACAGUUCCCCUUUUGUGUCUCUAUCAGCUACAAAAAAGACUUUCACAAAUUGCACAAAAAGGAGCCUCUCCACCACAAACCUUCACUUCAGCAUCUGCAUCCUGGAUAGAGCUGAUUAGAGUCGUACAAAGCAUCCACUGCGGUUCUUGUUAUUACAUCUUUUGAUCAAGCAAACAUGAACCAGAACAGUUCCCUCUCUCUCUCUCUUUAUACGAAAUCUCUCAAUGUUAAAGGUUUUAGACUAAUUUAAAAACACACUUGAGGGAUAAUAAAUUGAAGUGCAUACUUAGUUACUCAUUCAUUUGCAUUUCUAUUGUGUGUGUUUUUUUAGCGCCCCUUUAAACAUUUUAAAAUGAGAGUGCCUUGAUAUCGACGUGGUUCACAUGCCUUCUGACCCCCGACAUCAAUAGCCUCUGAUAUGCACUCAUAUUUUAUUCAGGACUGUUACACGGAGUAAAUUGAAUGCAAAAUUCAAAACGACACCAUGCAUCAUGGUUUUUCAAUUUGUUCUCUUGCAGAGCGAACACCCACUGGUUCUUUGUGCCUCUGUGUGCCCCCUUCUUGGGUGCAGUGGUGGGUGUGCUGAUGUAUCAACUAAUGAUUGGAUACCAUUUAGAAGGAGAGGCGCAGGAUGACCAGAAGACGAAGGAGGAGGAGGAAGAGGAGGAGGAGGAAAGGUUUAAACUCUCCAAUACUGCAACCAACAGAGAUAUAUGAGGACUGUCAAAUGGCUUUUAGAAAUUAUGAUGUGU